Molecule: messenger RNA, 1680 nt
Organism: Penicillium hordei
Lineage: Eukaryota; Fungi; Ascomycota; Eurotiomycetes; Eurotiales; Aspergillaceae
Exons: 6
Coding region: 1-1680 (559 amino acids)
Biological process (GO): amino acid transmembrane transport
Cellular component (GO): membrane
Molecular function (GO): amino acid transmembrane transporter activity
Source: RefSeq, a predicted model, not a curated record
AUGGGGCACCCAGACGAGAUUAACGCCCUCGAGGCGCAACCCGACUACAUUGACACCUCGGGAGAUUUUAAAGAAAGUGUAGAGGAUGAGCCGGUUCAGCUUCACAGAGAGCUCAAGGCUCGUCACAUUUCUAUGAUUGCCAUCGGUGGUGCAAUCGGCACUGGAUUGGUUGUUGGUACUGGCAGCGCUUUGACAGCCGGACCUGGAUCUUUGCUUAUUGCAUACUGCUUUAUGGGUUUCGUCGUUUGGACGGUCAUGUGUGGACUGGGUGAAAUGGCUGCUUGGCUACCAUUGUCUUCCGGUUUCACUGGUUACGCUGGCCGUUUCUGUGACCCUGCUCUCGGAUUCACCCUCGGAUGGUGCUACUACCUCAAAUAUAUUAUCCUACCACCUACCCAACUCACUGCCGCCGCUUUAGUCAUUACCUAUUGGCCGAAAACAUCGGCAGAGAAUGUCAAUCCUGGUGUUUGGAUUGCCAUCUUUAUGGUGGCAAUUAUCGUCAUCAAUUACUUCGGCGUCAAGAUUUUCGGUGAACUCGAGUUUUGGCUCUCAUCCUUCAAGGUGAUUGUCAUUCUGGGACUCAUUCUGUGCUCUUUCAUCUUUGCACUUGGUGGUGGUCCCGACCACGACAGGAGAGGUUUCCGUUACUGGAGUGAACCUGGCGCCUUCGCUACUAAAUACACCGGUGGUUCCCUUGGAAAAUUCCUUGCUUUCUGGUCGACCAUGGUGCAGGCCACCUUUGCAUUCCUCGGUACCGAACUUAUUGGUGUGACCGUCGGAGAGGCUCAGAACCCCCGGAAGACCAUCCCCAAAGCCAUCAAGCUCACCUUCUGGCGAAUUAUUGUGUUCUACAUUCUCAGCGUGCUCUUCCUCGGUAUGCUGGUUCCAUACAACUCUCCAGAUCUGGUCUUCGCAACCAAGGCCAAGAGCUCUGCUGCUGCCUCUCCUUUCGUGGUGGCAAUGAAGCAAGUCGCCGCUCUUCCUCACAUCAUCAACGGCUGUAUCCUGGUGUUUGUGUUUUCCGCCGCCAACUCCGAUCUGUACAUUGCGACUCGAACUCUGUACGGUCUUGCCCGCGAGAAGAAGGCCCCUAAAAUCUUUGCUCGCACAAACCGAGCUGGUGUCCCAAUCUAUGCUCUGGCACUAUCAUCCUCUUUCUGCUUGCUCGCCUUUAUGAGUGUCUCUAGUGGCUCCAAGGAUGUUUUCGGAUACUUCACCGACAUGGUGUCAAUCUUCGGGUUGCUGACAUGGAUCUCCCUCUUGAUUACUCACAUCUUCUUCAUCCGCGCCCGACGUGCACAGGGUGUCGACGAGGCAACACUGGCCUACAAGGCUCCCCUGGGAAUCAUCGGUUCCUGCGUUGCGCUGUUUUUCUGUGUCUUGGUGGUCUUCACUCGUAGCUUCGGUGUGUUUAUCCACAACCCGGAAAAAUACGGCAACUUUGACUACAAGACCUUCAUCACUUCAUACAUUGGAAUCCCCCUCUAUGUCAUGGCCUUUGCUGGGUGGAAGCUUUGGAAGAGGACUGAGAUUGUCAAGCCCCACAAUGCCGAUAUCUGGACUGGCAAGGCCGAAAUUGACCGCGAAGAGGCCGAAUACGUGGCUAUGAUGGCCAUCGAGGAACAGAACUUGUCUGGCUGGAAGAAGGUUUACAGAAAAAGUCUCGCGUGGCUUUUCUAG